CGCACGUCGCUGCCAUCUAUCCCCUGUCGACAGUUUAUCUGGACGGCUGCCCCAAACCCGCUCCGAUUCGUCGAUAAGCGUAAUAGCUCAAGGAGGGGCCGGAUCGGCCACGCCCACCUAAGCCACGCCCCGCGAGGUCCAACGCGGGCCCGCCGUCAGUUAGAGUCGAUCAGUACAGACUGAGCGACUCGAUUUUGAACGGGCCUCUCGCGCGAUGUGUUUUUUAGCCAGUUGAACGUCGAGAAAGUGAGUUUCAUGCUGAGAAAACACACGGGCAGUGAUCGAAUUAUGACUAUCCAAAAUCUGGACGAUCUGGAGGCCAAGGACGGGGCAACCAUGCAGAAUCCCGAGGACAAGUCCGGGGACAACAAGCAGAUGACGUCUAAGAACGGCCAUAUAAGUUUCAGUGUCGCGUCUUUGUUGGCGGAUACUCGACCAGCACGUUCUGUGUCCCCUUCAGCCUCCCAGAACUCCUCAAACUUACCCUCUAGGCCGUCGUCGGACGAGGAGUAUGACUCCAACCAGGAGGACUCUAUAGUGGACGUGGAGGACCUAGAGACAGACGUUGUCAAGUCAGAAUGCAAAGAUAACGCAGGUGACUCUAGUAAUAACGAUAAGGACAGUAACAGUGCGGUUGGUAUGAUGGGCCCUCAAGGCCCUAUCAGGCCUACUCCUUUCUCGGCGCUGGCCGCCGCUGUUUACCAGGCAGCCCAUCCGAACUGGCCGCACCAAGGGAUGGUGAACCCUUUUGGAGGCCCCGGCAACAUGUUUCCAGGGCCUACUCAUUUUGGCGUACCCAACAUGAAUGCUGACGCCAAUGGGGAACACGCUAAACUCAAAUGCAACCUGAGAAAACACAAACCUAAUAGGAAACCCAGGACGCCAUUCACAACGCAGCAACUACUAGCUCUAGAAAAAAAAUUCAGGGACAAACAGUACCUCAGUAUAGCUGAAAGAGCGGAGUUCUCUAGUUCCUUGAGACUGACAGAAACACAGGUGAAAAUCUGGUUCCAGAACCGAAGAGCGAAAGCGAAACGAUUACAAGAAGCCGAGAUAGAGAAGCUAAAGAUGGCGUCCUUGUCCCGACACCACCACGCUCUCUACCCCCAUCCUGCCCUGCAGGGGUAUUUCAACCACGGCGCCCACCCUCUUGCGUCGCUGCUGGGCGCCCGACCGCCCAUGGGGCAUCUCGGCUUAAUGCCGCAGCCACCGCCACAUCUCAAUCCAACCCAAAGUGCAAUCAGGUCCCCCAGUCCACACAUGUCCUAGGAAGUGCGAGUGGAGUGUGCGGAAACGUGUGAAAAGCGAGGGAAAUUCAGUUUUCCGCUGGUCGAGAUUCGAGUGGCGUAAAAGAGUUGAAAGAUAGGAUUUUAAGCACGAAGCGGCAACGUCGCACACACAUUUUUUUCAUCAUGGCCAAAAUUUUUCGGUAAUUUUGAGGCGAAAAUCACAUUUUUUUUGCUUAUCUGGUUCUACAUCAAAUGCAAAUUUGAAUUACAACCGGCAAAGUCGCACAGUUCAUAACCCUUUUUUUUCAUCGUGGCCAGAACAGAAAUUUUAAGGCAAAAAUCACAUUUUUGGGCUAAUCUGGUUCUAUAUUACAUAUAUGUUAUUGCAAAUUUGAAUUACUCGGCCUUUUAGCAUUUAAUGAGAUAAACAAUGGUAUAGAUACAAGUGUUUAAUAUAUCGAAGUCACUUGGCCAAGAUACAAAAACUACAAAACAUCUGUUCCUUUGAUGUUUAGUCGUUUAGCUGCACGUGUAAAAAACCGGUUAUAAUUGAAAAUUAUCGAGACGAGAUAAAUUUCCAAUUAUCUAAAGAUUGAAACUUGGAUAAACAAUAUAUUUCCGCCAAAUGACUUUGGAAAGACUAAAUAUUCAAAACACCGGUUUUGAAGGCACAACUGUAUCAUUCAUAUGUUACUUUUUAUGCUAUUAUACUUUCUUUAGAACUUCAAUAACAAAGAUAGAAAAGACAUUUCUCUAAUUCUGUGGAAAAUUAGUUUAUUCUGCCAUAUCUUGUAG
Messenger RNA from Harmonia axyridis, 2024 nucleotides. Its product is annotated as muscle segmentation homeobox-like. Gene Ontology annotation, molecular function: DNA-binding transcription factor activity, RNA polymerase II-specific; RNA polymerase II transcription regulatory region sequence-specific DNA binding. The coding region runs from base 256 to 1269 and encodes 337 amino acids. The record is from RefSeq and is a predicted model, not a curated record. The transcript has 3 exons. Gene Ontology annotation, biological process: embryonic morphogenesis; regulation of transcription by RNA polymerase II. NCBI's taxonomy places the organism in Eukaryota, Metazoa, Arthropoda, Insecta, Coleoptera, Coccinellidae. Gene Ontology annotation, cellular component: nucleus.